UCUCCAUGGCAACCGCUUGAGUGAUGAUGGUCUUAAAUACUUGGUCAAUGCAUUGCAAGCUCACCCAAAGAUUUCAUCCCUGGAUGUUGGCGACUGUGACCUGACCGAUGAUGGUUUACAACAAAUAUGUAUCUUGCUACCUCCUGAGGAAGGAAAAACAUGCUUGCACACUUUAACCUUAACUGGAAACAACAACAUCACACAAAUGGGAUGGUCAUACCUAGCAAUCGCAAUUGCUGCCAGUUCGCGAUUACGUAACCUUUACCUAGACUAUAACAAAAUUGGAAAUUAUGGGACAGGGGUGCUGGCUGUUGCCAUGGCAGCAAGUGCAACAUUAGAGAAAGUUGACUUUGAAGGGUGUGGCAUUACAGAGUCCGGGGCAGAGCUACUGUUUGAUGUGGUUGCUAACUAUCCAACAUCAUUAAAGGACAUUAAUUUGGCUGAUAACGAUGUUAGCGAGGAGUUGCAGGAACAAAUUAAGCAGUGUUUAAUUGAUGAUGAUAUUGAGGAUGAAGAUGAUGAUAGUCAGGCAGCAUAG
Molecule: messenger RNA, 538 nt
Organism: Paramuricea clavata
Lineage: Eukaryota; Metazoa; Cnidaria; Anthozoa; Malacalcyonacea; Plexauridae
Source: the annotation of a GenBank genome assembly